Molecule: messenger RNA, 5444 nt
Organism: Brassica rapa (field mustard)
Lineage: Eukaryota; Viridiplantae; Streptophyta; Magnoliopsida; Brassicales; Brassicaceae
Product: endo-1,4-beta-xylanase 5
Biological process (GO): carbohydrate metabolic process
Molecular function (GO): hydrolase activity, hydrolyzing O-glycosyl compounds
Source: RefSeq, a predicted model, not a curated record
UUAUUAAUUGUUUUAUUGGAGAAAAAAUAUUUUGUGAUAAUAUAAAUUAAUAUAUGUCGUUCAACAUGUUUCAUACUAUAAAUAUUUAUAUGUUUAUUAAAUAACCCGUAAAAACUGUAAUCGUAAAACUUACUUAUAUUUCUAUGUACCUCAUAAUCAAAUAAUACUAAUAUAAACUAAAUUUAGUAUUGCAUUUUUAUCACAUUCAAUAUAUUAAAUAUAUUUUAAUAACUAAUUAAAAUAUGUAUAUUAAAAUAUAAAGUUUCCAUUAUUUUAAAUAUCUUAUUUUAUUAUUUUAUUUUAAUAAAUUGGAAUAUGUCAACAUUAAUGAAUAUAUUUCAUUCUGUAUAUGUACUUAUUUUAUUUUUAUAUUUUUAAAAUAGUCAAAAAGUAUAUGAAUUUCUUUUAUAUUUAUUGAUUGUUGUAGUAACUUAAUUAUGAAUAUAAGUUAUGUAUAUAUAAAUAUUAUAGAAAUGUUAUUUCUUAUUCUAUAAAUCAAAAAAGAAUUAAUAUUAAUUUAUAGUAAAAUAGCUAAUAUUAAUUACGAAUUUUUUAUUAUUUAAAAAUAAUGUUAGAAAAUAUAUAUUUAUAUUUUAAAUAAAAAAAUUAUUAAAAUUUAAUCUUUGAAAAGAUAUUUAAGAAAAUAUUUUUGAGAUUUCAUUUUUGAAAAUAUUUAAAUAAUAUGUUAAGUUAAUAUGUAUGCUUAAUAAUAAAUAAGUUAGUUGUAGACAAAAUAAUACGAAUGUAAAUAAAUUUAAUGGUCCAACUUAGAUUAUUUGUAAAUAGAUUUUUAUUACUUCUGUUUUAAUAGUAUGGAAAAAUACAUGAACCUCCUUUUCAAAUAACUAUGAAAAGAUCUUAUAACAAGUAUAGUCAAACUUCUAUUUUUGUUAAUUCAUUGUAUCAAGACCGUAAAACAAAUAGUAUAAAUAUUAUUAAAAAUUCUUAAACAUCGCUUCUGUUUUAAUAGUAUAGAAAUGUAUCUUAACCUCCUUUUCAUAUAAUUAUGAAAAAAUCUUAUAAAAGUACAGUCAAACUUCUAUUUUUGUUAAUUCACUGUAUCAAGACCGUAAAACAAAUAGUAUAAAUAUUACUAGAAACUCUUAAGCAUCAUCAAGCGAAUUUUUAGUUCCGCAAUGAAGCUUCUUUUGCUACUGCUUGCCUUCUGCUGCCUUUCUCUAUCAAGGUGUGAAGAAAAGAACGUACCAUAUGAUUACUCGGCAACGAUAGAGUGUCUAGGGAACCCUAAUAAGCCACAGUACAAUGGAGGGAUCAUCGUUAACCCUGACUUACAAAAUGGUUCUCAGGGAUGGUCACAAAUGGGAAACACCAAAGUCGAUUUCACAGAAUUUGGAGGCAAUAAGUUUGUUAUUGCACGAGGGAGGAAUCAAUCUUAUGAUAGCGUCUCACAAAAGGUUUAUUUGGAAAAGGGACUUCUCUACACUUUCUCUGCAUGGUUACAAGUAAGUAAAGGGAAUUCUCCUGUGAGAGCCGUUUUCAAGAAGAAUGGUAAAUAUAAGCAUGCCGGUUCAGUUAUUGCUGAAUCCAAAUGCUGGUCCAUGCUCAAAGGUGGUCUUACUGUUGACGAAUCUGGUCCUGCCGAUCUCUACUUUGAGAGCGAGGACACAACCGCUGAGAUUUGGGUUGACAGCGUCUCGUUGCAACCAUUUACACAAGAAGAGUGGAGCUCUCACCACAAGCAGAGCAUUGACAUAACGAGGAAAGGAGCCGUGAGGAUCAGAGCCGUAAACAGCGCCGGUGAGCCAGUACCAAACGCAACCAUCUCAAUCUUACAGAACAGACUCGGGUUCCCAUUCGGGUGCUCGGCAGGAAGUAACAUACUUGGGAACCAAGCCUUCCAAGACUGGUUCACUAAGAGAUUCACCGUGACAGUUUUCGAGAACGAGAUGAAAUGGUACAGCACGGAAGUUGUAAGAGGCAAAGAGGAUUACUCAACCGCAGACGCGAUGGUAAGAUUAUUCAAGCAGCAUGGGAUCGCUAUACGUGGCCACCAUAUUAUAUUGGACGACCCUAAAUAUCAACCUAGUUGGGUGACGGCAUUGAACGGACCCGAUCUCUACAACGCCGUGAAGAGAAGGGUUGACUCGGUGGUGUCAAGGUACAAAGGCCAGCUCGCUAGUUGGGACGUUGUGAAUGAGAAUCUUCAUUUCUCGUUCUUUGAGAACAAGAUGGGCCCUAAAGUCUCCUAUAACGUCUUUGAGCAGGCGCAUGCUGUUGACCCAACGACUACAAUGUUUAUGAAUGAAUUCAAUACGUUAGAGCAACCAGGGGAUGCGGUGUCUAGUCCAGCAAGGUAUUUGCAGAAGCUUAGAGAGCUUCAAUCUAUUCGUGUCCCCGGAAACAUUCCUUUAGGGAUCGGUCUUGAGUCUCAUUUUUUCAACACUCCUAACAUUCCGUAUAUGAGAUCAGCUCUUGACACUCUUGGUGCCACUGGUUUGCCUAUUUGGCUCACUGAGGUCGACGUCGCAGCUCCUCCAAAUGUUCAGGCCAAUUAUUUCGAGCAGGUCCUUAGGGAAGGCCACGCACAUCCGAAAGUGACGGGAAUGGUGACGUGGUCAGGUUAUAAUCCAAGAGGUUGUUUCCGAAUGUGCCUCACCGAUGGCAACUUCAGGAACCUACCAACCGGAGACGUUGUGGACAAACUUCUGCGAGAGUGGGGAGGGCUUCGUGGGAAAACCACAGGUUUAACUGAUGCUGAUGGAUAUUUUGAAGCUUCACUCUUUCAUGGUGACUAUGAUCUCAGUAUUGCUCACCCUCUCACCAAUUGCACAGCUUCUCACAGCUUUAAGUUGACUUCUGAUGAUUAUCACCCAUCUCCUACUGUCGUUCGUGUUUGAGACGCUAAGUUUAAGUUUACAACUACUUUGUAACUGAGUAGCUUGAUUUUAAAUUGUAGCCUUCUGUGAAGAAACUCCCGAGGGUUAUUAUUAUUCACAAACACCAUUAAGUUGGUUUACUAAAGUUUAAGCCUUGGUAGCAUCUAUCAGUCAAUAAUACUAAUAACCAACUUCGAUGUAUAACCGAUUUAAGACUUUUAUUUCUUAUAUUUCUGAUCCAACAUUGGUUGUUAAACUCGUAGGAAGUUAAACAAAUCAAACUACUACAUAUGGGCACUCGUAGUAAAUAAAAUAUUUUUGAAGAAUGCAUGGACCAAGUGUAGUUAAAUGGUCAACUAUUUUUGAAGAAUGCAUGGAUUUGGGUCAGAUUAGAAAAUUGAAUGAAACAUGUAUUGUCCUUUCUAUGUGAAAUGAUAUAAAAUCUCUUUCUUUUUUCUUGGUAAAAAUAUAAAAUCUCUUUAUAUGCACGUUUAUGUAGGAACUAGGAAGACAGUCUUCUGUCUCCCAGGCACUGCGAGUGCCGUUUCUUACCCAUGGUAAUAUAGACAUUUACCAUGAGUCCAUAGAUCUAUAAAUUUGUUUUAUUGUUUUAAAGGUCCAUUUCAAUCGGUUAAAUUAUCAAAAAAGACUAUAAUUAAGUAAAUAUAAUUUACUUAUUAAAAGACAAGACAAUAAGAAAUAUGUAUUUUCAUCACUAGUUUUGAGAUAUUUUUUUUCUAUUUGUUUCAGACCAAAUUAAAAGAAAUGCAAUGAAAAAAAAUAUAGAAAAUAGUUAUAAAAUGGUCCAUAUUUCAUGUUUCGUCCAAGACUAUUAUAUUGGUUAAGACGGCACUGCCUAUUUCCACUACCACUAUUGAGUUACUCAGAAAAAUAAGAUAAGGAAUCGUAUCUUGCAUUUUGUUCCACACAGUCAACUUUUGUUCCACACAGUCAACUGUUAUUUAUCAUAAACAAAAGGAUUUAUUGUUUAUCUUUAGGUUCACUGUAUCUUCCUAUAUGCCUUACAAAGGUUUAUAUGCCUAAUCAUUGUCUAACAAGAAAGCCUCUCUGCAUUUUAUUCAAAAAUAAUAAUAAUAAUAAUGAGUUUACUAAUUUGAUUGCUUAACAGGCAAAAUACACUGAAUAAAUUUUUUUUUUGAUAAACUUUCUUGGCUAUCCGGUUAACCUCUAAUCCGAAAACGCACUAUUCUACAUGAUCUGAAUUUGAAUAUUUUUUGACUUAUACCAAAAGAUUGAUAGAUUUACGGUCCAUCAUAUUAACCAAUUUAGACCGAAAUUCAAUUCUAGACUUACCAAAUAGCGAUAACUUAGUUUUGAGCGGAUAUCAAAUUUAAAACCGAUGGAUUUAUGCCGAGUCCUAAAAAAUUACUAUACCACUUCUUGGUUAAUAUUAUAGAAAAGAGUGGACUUAUCUGGGAAGCCCACUUGCAUCCUGCGGUGGAAGGCAUCACAUUCACCGAUAAAGAUUUCAACGACAUAGAGACAGGCGAUGUGAUUGACAAGUUGCUCAAGGCGUGGACCAAAAAAUUACAAAGAAGAGAUGUAUCAUUGUUGCAUAGACAUUACGACGUGAAUGUAAUUAAUAAGUCAUCCACUAUUUAUAAAGAGCUUGUUUACGGUCCACAUGUUUGAGCUUGGAGGUAACUAGCUAGGGAGAUGGGUCAGCUCCAGGUGGUUAGAGUUGUAAUUAAUGCUUAAAAUUACAAAUAAUUAAUCUGUAAGAUAUCAUAUAAUGAGAUAAAACUUGAAAAUUCAUCUUUUGUUUUGAAUUUGCAAAAGUGUAGUACUGGGUCGAAGUGCGUGUUCUUGCACGUGCCCACCUGUGUGUAUUUGUUGAACCUUGCGUAUUUCCUUUUUACAUGCACACGUGCCUACUUGCUGCUCGCGUGACUGAUUUUGCUAGCUAUCGAAUUCCUUCGUUAUAAUUCAUACUAGAGAUUGACCCGCACGCCCGUGCGGGUGUUAAUUUUUACUUUCUUAUAAAUCGAUAUUUUAUUUUUAUGAUUAGUAUUAUAUAUUUUAUAUGUGUCAUAAUAUAAUUAAUUGCAUAAGUACUUUUAGAUUUCUAUACAUCAUAAUCGAACCUGAAUCAAAUAGAGUAAUAUGAUUACUUUUGGUUAUUUGGUUAUUUUUAGUUUAGUUUGAAUUCAACAUACCCGAAUUGAAUCGGUUAAUAUUCUUACUUUUCAUACAAAUAUCCGUACCGGCGUCAAAUACAUUAGUUUUUGGAUAUUUGUAGGUUUGUAUAUAUCAAGACUGAAUUCAUCUCGACCCGAUUCGAAACACACAUGAAAAUUUAUAAUACCGAAAUGAAGUCUAGUUUCAAAACUCAAAAAGCAUGAUAACCCACAGAAAUAACUCGUAGCUGAAUAGUUAUCCGAAUGUCCAUGUCUAACCGAUACAUAAGUAAAUAAAAAAAAUUGUUAACCAUUUUGAAUUCUUAUCACAAAUAGAGUGGUUUCAUUCAAAUAUGUCGAAUUAUUAUAGUUAAUAUGUAAAUAAUCCUGGCAAAAUAUUAUAGUAAAUAUAAUUAAUGAGAUAGUUAAAAAGUGAGAAAAUGAAUGUAAAAGAUAAAAUAAAAAAAAU